ACAAAGCAUGAGUCACCAAGCAAAUAACAAGAACUGAACUGUGAAAAAGAAAAUUCCGUUUCGAAAAUUUGAAACAAUGGAGACGACAAAUUUCAAGAGAAUCAAACAUGGUUUUUUCCCAGAAAUCGUCAACCGUGAAAUGAGAAUUUCUUCCCCACAAACUUUUUCUCGCCAUUUCUCUUCUUCACAGGUUAUAGUAGAAAAAAUCGAUCUUUAUGGGAAACUAAAUGGCCAUGAAGGAUGUGUAAACACUGUGGAAUUCAACUUUAAUGGUGAUAUCUUGGUUUCAGGUUCUGAUGAUAAGCAUGUUAUGUUAUGGAAUUGGGCAACUAAAACCAAAACACUUUGUUAUGCUUCUGGUCACUUAGACAAUAUAUUUCAAGCUAGAAUUAUGCCUUUAACUGAUGAUAAGAGGAUAAUCACUUCUUCUGCUGAUGGUCAGGUGAGGCUUGGAGAGAUUUUGGACAAUGGUCAAGUUAAGACAGGAAGGUUGGGAAAGCACCAAGGUCGUGUACACAGCCUUGCUGUCGAGCCAGGAAGUCCGCACAUAUUUUUUAGUUGUGGUGAAGACGGCUUAGUUCAACAUUAUGAUCUGCGAUGUGGUUCAGCUUUGAAGCUAUUCCAUUGCUUCUCAUUCAAAGAAACUAACAGUCCGCCUUUAAACAUAAGGUUAAACGCCAUUAUAAUUGAUCCAAGGAAUCCAAAUUACUUUGCUAUUGGAGGUUCCGAUGAAUAUGCACGCGUCUAUGAUAUCAGAAGAUAUCAGUCGGAUGGAUCUAAUGUUUCGGAUGAACAUGUGAACUUAUUUUGCCCUCGCCAUCUGUUUCACUCUAACCAUGUUCAUAUUACAGGAUUAGCUUAUUCUAAAGCAAGUGAACUACUUGUUUCUUAUAAUGAUGAGCUGAUUUAUUUAUUCCAAGAGAACAUGGGGCUCGGACCUUCUCCGUUAUCUCUUGAGUCUGAAACUCAGUUGAGAAAUGAGGAACCGCAAGUUUAUGCGGGUCAUAGAAACUCACGAACCGUCAAAGGAGUGAGUUUUUUUGGUCCCAAAGAUGAAUAUGUGAUGAGUGGUUCUGAUUGUGGGCAUAUAUUUAUUUGGAGGAAGAAGGGUGCUAAGCUUGUUCGAGUAAUGGUAGGUGAUCGGCGUAUAGUAAAUCAUCUUGAGCCUCAUCCGUGCAUGCCAUUUUUAGCUACAUGUGGAUUUGAUAAAGAUGUAAAGCUUUGGGCUCCUAUGGCUGGUGAUGCUCCUGCACUUCCUGAAAACUUGAAGAAGAUUACGGAAUCUAAUAGACAGAAUAGAGAGGACCAGUCCCCGGCAACACUUGCCCCUGAUGUUAUAAUGCAUGUUGUCCGCCUACAGAGGCGGCAGAUGUUUGAAUAUGUUGAAAGAAGGUAUAGUAGACCUGAUCUUGAAAGUGAUGAAGAAGAUGGGGAUGAAGAUUAUAUUUCAGGGCUCACAAAUGACAUCACAUUUUCGGAAGAGUAUCCUGGGGAGCUAACAGCGGUGAAUGAUUUUUCUCUCCCAGAACGGAGUCAGCUCGGGAAACUAGUGUUUGCAUACAGAAUGAAUGCUUACGGGUAUUCCAAAUAUUAUUUCUUCCAUCUUGAUAGUGCCACGAUCUACAAACAAUUCUCCAUUGUCAGAUGAGAAUUUUCAGUCAUACAAGGCUUCACAAAAGUUGAAACAGAGCGCAUUGAUUGGAUUCGCGACAUUGUCAUACAAGGAUCAUCUUUCUAUCAAGAUUUAUUCAUGAAGUCUUGGUGUGUGGCAGAUCAUCUCGGUUGUUGGUUGGCAUGGAGCACGAAGAAAAGCAAAAGUAAGUUCCCCAACGUUGAAACAAGCGAAUGUUUCAGUGUUUCUUAGAUAUACCAUGUUAAAAUAUCCCGUUACUUCGUUAGUUAUAUUAUAUAUCACUAUGUUAUUCAGACUCGGGUGAGUGUGUUGCACAUAUAUCUAAGGGUUUACAUUCAUUUUUUUUUCAGUCCGGUCCAUAUUCUCAGUUGUGCGGCAUUUGCCGUAGUUGUAGAGACAAUAAAUGUCAGUACGACACUCACAAUCAAGUUCGAGUAACUUUGUAAACAAUAUGCUUUCUGUAUAUUUGAAUAUGGCUAUCAUUACACCAUUUUCUAAUUGAAUUUUCUUCCACAAA
Gossypium arboreum is the source of this 2150-nucleotide messenger RNA. RefSeq lists its product as uncharacterized. Gene Ontology annotation, cellular component: Cul4-RING E3 ubiquitin ligase complex; cytoplasm. The coding region runs from base 77 to 1648 and encodes 523 amino acids. The record is from RefSeq and is a predicted model, not a curated record. Lineage: Eukaryota; Viridiplantae; Streptophyta; Magnoliopsida; Malvales; Malvaceae. The transcript has 6 exons. Gene Ontology annotation, molecular function: protein binding.